Centruroides sculpturatus (bark scorpion) is the source of this 2725-nucleotide messenger RNA. Its product is annotated as WD repeat-containing protein 75-like. Gene Ontology annotation, biological process: positive regulation of rRNA processing; positive regulation of transcription by RNA polymerase I. Gene Ontology annotation, cellular component: nucleolus. Gene Ontology annotation, molecular function: protein binding; RNA binding. Bases 179 to 2623 code for a protein of 814 amino acids. The record is from RefSeq and is a predicted model, not a curated record. The transcript has 20 exons. Lineage: Eukaryota; Metazoa; Arthropoda; Arachnida; Scorpiones; Buthidae.
UAAAAUGAAUGUUGUAAUAUAUUUUACAAUAUUUAUUUUAAAUAAAAUAUUGAAGUAGUUACGUAUUGUUAGAUGGCGCUGAAACACACCUGUUCACAUGGUUUACAAAACACGUGGAUUUUGGUUUUUACUUGAACAAUAUGUUCGUUGUAGUUUCUGAGUGAACAAGACAAUAAAUAUGAGUGAAUUAGACAAAUACCAUAACGUAAAGAGAGAAAAAGACGAAGAAAACGCGAGUAAAUUAAUAGUGAAAGUGAAAGCAGGAUCUGAUCGUAUUAAAUGUAAAUCCGUUUUUUGUUCUUUCAAAUCUAAAUAUCUUUUUGUUCCAUAUGGAUGUAAUGUUAAAGUAUUUUGCACAGCCACAGGAGAAUGUUUGAGAGAUUUAGUUGGACAUCAAACUGCUGUUGUCUCCAUUCAGCAUAAUCCAGAAGUGUUGUUUCAGAUUUUUACGUGUUCUGAAGAUGGAGAAGUUUUUUUAUGGGAAUAUGAAGAUGGCUUAAUAUUAAAGACAUACAACUUAAAUUUCCAAAAUCCAAUCAAAGCAUUUUAUAUUCCACAUAAAGAAUUUUCUUGGUAUGUGAUUGUGAAGAAAAACAAUGAAGAUUUUUAUAGGUUGUUUCAUGUUCCAGUUAAUGCUGGAAAUGUAAAACAAAAAAGAUUUCUUUUAAAACCUGUGCUUCCCAAACAGAACUGUGUCUCAUUUGGAUCUAAAGAAGAAUAUGUAGCUUCUGUAAAUGAUAAUAGUUUGAGAGUUCUGCAUAUCUCCAGUAAUUCUUUUAAAAGGCAUAUAACUGGAAUAAGAAAAUUAACCUGUGUGGCAUGUCAUCCUUCUGAAAUAAUUCUAGCAACUGGAGAUGAUUCAGGACAGAUUCUAAUAUGGAAUGAUUUUUUGAAGUCAAAUCAACCAAGCAGAUCUGUAUAUCAUUGGCAUACAUUACCAGUAGAAGAUUUGGUUUUUUCCUUUGAAGGAAGUCAUUUAUACUCUGGAGGUGGGGAGUGUGUUCUAGUAAAAUGGAAAAUUGGAACAGAUGUUCAGCAUUUUCUUCCUCGUAUGGGAUAUCCUAUAAAAUAUAUCACUGUUUCUGCUCAUAAUGCAUAUAUAGCUUCUUCACAUAUUGAUAAUGGAAUUAAUCUAAUCAAUAAUCAAAACAAAAUAGAACAAAUAUUCCAGGGUCUUACCCAGAACUGUAUGUUUGGCUUGAAUGAAUAUUCAGCAUUAAAUAUUUUAUUAUAUGAUCCAAAGAAUCAUGCUCUAGUCUUAAAAGGAAAACCAGGAUGUCUUCAGUUUUACAAUCCAGAUGAGGAUCGUCAUUUAUUCAGUAUUAAUGUUACUGGUGAGAAUUACAUAUCUAAAGACAGAGAUGCAGAUGUUAUAAAUACAAUUAUUGAUACAGUAGAUAUUGAUAGUGAUGGAAUGUGGUUAGCUACUGCUGAACAUUGGGAUGACACAGAAUUAAGUCCACAUAUUAGAUUAAAAUUCUGGAAAUUCAUCGAAGAAUCUCAAAAAUAUCAACUUAACACUAAUAUAUUUCUUCCACAUAAGAAAAGAGUAAAAUCAAUAAAGUUUCGACCUAAGACUGAAUUUCCAACUCCUUUGGCAGUGACAAUUAGUGAGGAUAACUUUUUUAAGUUAUGGUCUGUUUUCACAGAUGAAGAUGAUGAUGAGGACAAAGAAACGUGGAACUGUUUUUAUGAAGAUGAUUAUGCUAACCUGGUUCCCACCUGUGCCGAAUUUUCAGAGGAUGGUUCAAUGUUGGCUGUGGCUUUUGAGUACAUAAUUACCCUCUGGGAUUCAGAAACAAAUAAGCAUCUGAAAAAUCUUUAUAUGUUGGGUGAAGAUAGAACUAUUCGUGAGAUGGCAUUUGGUAGAGAUACAUGUAGUCACCUGUUGGUAUGUGUAUCUAAAGAAUGUAUAGAAGUAUGGAACUUGUUAACUUUAAAAGUAACUUUGGAAAUUCGGAUACAAGCUUUCUGUUUGACAACUGAUCCAGAAUCUAGUAUAAUGACUGUUUUUGACAAAAAUAAAAAAUUGUUUGUCUUUACGCCAGACAAUCCAAAGCCAAUAUACACCCAUAAAAAUGCAUAUACUGAAACAGUUACCAAUUCAACAUUUUUUCCCCGGAAAACUGAACAGGAGGAAGGAUGGCAGAAAUAUUCUCAGUUGUAUUAUAUGAAUGAAAAACAAGAGUUGAUCAUGCUAGCUGAGGAAACUGAAUCUAAACAAAACUUGCCGAUAUGGAAUUCUGAACAGUUCUAUUAUCAACCCAACACUCCAUUUGCAAGAUUGAUGGCAGAGCAUCAGGCACAUGGACCAGUGCAACACAAAAUGCCUAAUUUUAACCAGGAUGGCACUUUGGGAGUAGAUGUACUAACUAUGAUUAAAAAUACUCCUACAUAUCUCUUGCCACCUUUAAGCACAUUUGCUGAGGAAUAUCUCUCAUCAACACUUAUUCCAUUAAAACGGGAUGAAGCUAAUACUAAAGAUGAGUCAGAACCAGACAUGGAUCGUGAUGCUGAAUUACAGGAUUCUAAGGAAAAUAAUUGCAUGGAAAUAGAUAAUGUUUCACAGCAGAUUGAUUUAAAAGCUAUUUUAGAAGAAAAUUAUGACUGGUUGGAUGUUUGAGAUUGUGACUAAGGUUUUUAAUUGUAAAAAAUCAAUGGCAUUUUGUACAAAUUGAAUUGUUUCAUAAUCAUCUCAUUAAAUUAUUCACAUUUCACAUUAAAA